AUGCGCACUGCUAGGCCUGGUGGUGGCGCGAUGUUCCAAACUGCCAGCAAUAUAGAUGGCGACGAGGCACGGUCUAACCCGGGCGUGGGCCAGGGUUUUCCGGCAGCAUGGCAGCCGUAUGUCGAGCGCAUUGAGUUGUAUUGUGCAGCGAGCAAGCUCACAACGGAUGAGGACAAGCGAGCGGUGUUGCUCAGCUGCUGUGGCCCAGAGACGUACUCCCUCAUAGCCACUCUCGUGAAGCCGUCGCGACCGCCAAACGUGGACUACCAAGUCAUCGUUGAUGCAGUAAAGAAGCACGUCAACCCGAAGCCAUCUGAACUAUACGCGAGGAAAACCCAGGACCAUGGAAACGCAGAUUGCCUGAGUAGGUUGCCGGCUCCCUUAACCCGACAGGAGACUGAAGUACCGGGUGACAUACUCCUACUGGAAGCUGUGGAGUACCCUCCAGUGAGCGCACGAGAAGUGGCAGCGUACACCAGCAGUGAUCCCCAGCUGUCCCAAGUGAAGAAAUGGAUCCUGGAGGGUUGGCCACGCGAGCGAGUAGCCCCGGAGUACUCUGCGUAUGAGGUGAGACAAAACGAGUUGUCCGUGCAUCGCGACUGUGUGCUCUGGGGAAGCCGCGUAUUAAUUCCUGAGGCAUUGCAGAAAGAAGUGUUAAGUCUUAUGCACGCUAACCAUCCGGGAGUGACGGCCAUGAAGGCAAUAGCUAGGUCGUACGUGUGGUGGCCUCAUAUGGACAGAAGGAUAGAAGAGCUAGUUAGAUGCUGCCGGCCGUGCCAGGUAAACAGGCCGAGUGAACCAAAGACACCAACGCAUUUCUGGACUAAGCCAGAACGACCUUGGAGUAGAAUCCACGUGGAUUUCGCAGGACCGAUCCAAGGCGUGCAUUUUCUGGUGGCGGUAGACGCCCUCUCGAACUGGGCUGAAGUCGAAGUUAUGCCGUCUCUUCACUCAGUUGCGGUAAUUGAAAAAUUCCGCAAGAUGUUCGCAGCGUAUGGAUUACCCGACCUGGUUGUGUCUGAUAAUGGCACCGCUUUUGCCAGCAGGGAAACUCAAGAUUUCCUUAAACGAAAUGGCAUUCGCUAUAUGUAUACCGCGCCUUACCACCCGUCAAGUAACGGAAGGGCGGAGCGGAUGGUACGAGAACUGAAAUGUUCAUUACGGAAACAGAGACAGGGCACCGUACAAUGCAAGGUGUCACGUUUUUUGUUCAAACAGCACUCUACGCCACACUCCUAA
Messenger RNA from Dermacentor silvarum, 1239 nucleotides. RefSeq lists its product as uncharacterized. Gene Ontology annotation, molecular function: nucleic acid binding. Bases 1 to 1239 code for a protein of 412 amino acids. Gene Ontology annotation, biological process: DNA integration. Lineage: Eukaryota; Metazoa; Arthropoda; Arachnida; Ixodida; Ixodidae. The transcript is spliced from 4 exons. The record is from RefSeq and is a predicted model, not a curated record.